Molecule: messenger RNA, 1294 nt
Organism: Limulus polyphemus (Atlantic horseshoe crab)
Lineage: Eukaryota; Metazoa; Arthropoda; Merostomata; Xiphosura; Limulidae
Product: proclotting enzyme-like
Exons: 8
Coding region: 105-1160 (351 amino acids)
Biological process (GO): proteolysis
Molecular function (GO): serine-type endopeptidase activity
Source: RefSeq, a predicted model, not a curated record
ACUAGCAUAUAAACCGUUGAGUGUAUGUUUGUUUAUUUAAAUAUUACGCUAUUCAGAUAUUAUACAAGUCGUGUUCUACUUUCAGGGUAAAAAAAAACAUCGUUAUGGUUAUGAGAGCGAACCUCUUUCCAGUACUGUGUGUACCAGUUUUUCUCUUGUCAAUUACCGUCAGCAGUGAUGACAGUAAACAACAGAGGUUUGUUUAUUCCAAUGACACGGAAAAUGAGUGUUUGAAAAAUGGCGUCUAUAAAGGAGUUUGUAAAACUGUCCAAGAAUGCCCAGAACUUUUACAUAAGGAUUCCAAACUGCUUAAUGAGAACAACUGUGGUUUUAAAGGCAUUAUACCUUUAGUUUGUUGUCCAGAGUCAAUUAUACCCCGUGAAGGAUGUGGACGGCGUUCCAUUACAACUACAAGGAUUAUAGGUGGCCGUAUAUCAGAUGUUGGAGCCUGGCCGUGGAUGGUUGCUAUUUUUCUUAAAAGCAAAUAUGCCGAAUACUUAUACUGUGGAGGCUCAUUAAUAACUCAGAAACACGUGAUUACAGCAUCACACUGUGUCUUCGAAAGUACAAAUCUACUGGAACCAAGUGAUCUAUUAGUUCGUCUCGGUGAACACGAUUUGACGAGUGACGACGACAAUGCUUCACCGAUCGAUCGUUCAGUUAAGAUCAUAAAGCAUCACGAGAAAUAUGUGGCUCGAACCUUCGAAAACGAUAUCGCCAUUUUAACGUUGGACAAGCCUGUUAAAUUCACUGAAAGAAUCCAUCCAGUGUGUUUGCCAUUUAUAGAAUUACGACAUGAAAACUUAAUUGACAGACAUGCUUUCAUCACGGGAUGGGGAAAAACAUCUUAUUCUGGAAAAUAUAGUGAUAAAUUAAGAGAAGCUCAGGUGCUCAUCAGUGAUCAAAAGCAAUGUAACAAGGACUACCAAGGUAUCGUCAAUCUUACCAAAGUGUACAUGUGCGCUGGAUACGAUUUUGGAGGAAUAGACGCUUGUUUGGGUGAUUCUGGAGGGCCGUUGAUGCUACCUGCUGGAAAAGAUAGUCUCUUUUAUCUAGUUGGAAUCGUGUCAUUUGGAAAAAAUUGUGCCAGUCCUAACUAUCUAGGAGUUUACACGCGAAUAACAGAGUUUUUAGACUGGAUUAGAAUUAAUGCAACAUAAAUCCUUCGGUAUCCUUGGGUCAGUGGUAAAUUUACGGACUUACAAAAAUAAAGUAUAGGGUUCGAGUUCUGCAGUGGAUAGAGUACAGAUAGUUCAUUGUGUAGCUUUGCACUAGUCCCCCCUCCCAUCAGUGU